This is a messenger RNA of Blastomyces dermatitidis ER-3, 2519 nucleotides long. Its product is annotated as serine/threonine protein phosphatase. The record is from RefSeq and is a predicted model, not a curated record. Gene Ontology annotation, molecular function: protein serine/threonine phosphatase activity. Gene Ontology annotation, cellular component: nucleus; cytoplasm. Bases 344 to 1669 code for a protein of 441 amino acids. Gene Ontology annotation, biological process: peptidyl-serine dephosphorylation; double-strand break repair via homologous recombination. Lineage: Eukaryota; Fungi; Ascomycota; Eurotiomycetes; Onygenales; Ajellomycetaceae. The transcript is spliced from 3 exons.
AUUCAAACAACCUUUGUCAACGAGGGAGGGACCGAACGACAAAAAACACACCACCUCCCCGAGAGUCUUCAUUAACGCCCUCAAGUACAGUUUUCUAACGAAGAUGACCUUCAUUGUCCUACUGAGAUAACCCAGUGCUCGUUUCCCCGGUGGCCCUAAACACGCAGAUCCGUCAGCUCAUCGCGCCCGCCAAGCUAGAUCAUCAGCUUCUUGGAUACUGCAGCAAGCCCUCCGCCACCUGGUCCGCCUCCCUUGGUACGCUUCUUAACGCCAGCGGUUUAGUUGGAGAAGAGAAGGCGGGUGGCUAGGGCGUGCGUUCUGUGUGCGCGGAGGAAGUUUCACCAUGAGUGAUCUAGACAAAGCUAUCGCGCAGCUCCGCGCUUGCCGCCCUAUCCCAGAACACGAAGUGCGAGAACUCUGCUACAAAGCACGCGAGAUUCUCAUCGAGGAGGGAAAUGUAGUCUCCGUCGACGCGCCGGUGACCAUCUGCGGUGAUAUCCACGGCCAGUUUCAUGAUUUGAUGGAAUUAUUCCGCGUGGGCGGUGAUGUGCCAGAUACGAAUUAUCUGUUCAUGGGCGAUUUUGUCGAUCGCGGCUUUUACUCUCUCGAAUCUUUCCUUCUCCUCCUUUGUCUCAAAGUUCGAUACCCUGACCGCAUAACCUUGAUUCGUGGUAAUCACGAAUCGAGGCAGAUCACGACCGUUUAUGGUUUUUACGACGAAUGUAUUCGGAAAUAUGGCAGUGCUAAUGUUUGGCGUUAUUGUUGCGAGGUAUUUGAUUAUUUGGCUUUGGGCGCAUUGGUAUUGGGUGCCAGCUCUGAAUUGGAACCAUCAGGCCCCGUGAUAAACGAUCACACCCAAUCCACCACGGCUACUGGGGAUGAAGAGCUGGAGUCUGAAGUGUUGAAUUCAAAAGGCGAAGUUACAUUUUCGACAUAUAGACGAAGGGGCGGCGGUAGCGACGGCGACUCACAAGAUAGCUCAACUGAUAUUCGGGAUGUGUCCCCCUCCAGGGACCCAUCUUCGUCGGGACCCACCGGUACCCCCAGGAGAUCUGGCCCCGCAGGCACCGGAGCCACAGCUGAUAGCAUGGGCAGUAUUGGAAGUAGUACCGGUGCUGUCUUUUGCGUUCAUGGCGGGCUGUCCCCACUGGUGGACAGCAUCGAUAAAAUCCGCCUUAUCGACCGAAAACAAGAAGUGCCGCACGAAGGUGCCAUGUGCGACCUUCUUUGGUCCGAUCCAGACGAAAUUGAAGGCUGGGGUCUAUCUCCACGGGGAGCAGGCUUUCUCUUCGGAGGUGACAUCGUCAAGCAUUUUAGCCACAGAAACGACCUCUCGCUCAUCGCGCGGGCACAUCAACUCGUCAUGGAAGGGUUCAAAGAGAUGUUCGACGGUGGCAUUGUGACAGUCUGGUCUGCGCCGAAUUAUUGCUACAGGUGCGGCAAUGUGGCAGCAAUAUUGGAGCUGGGUGAGGAUGUGAGCAACGGGGGAACAAUUGCGAGGAGCAAUGGCGACUAUGGACGGAGUGCUGGCGCUGUUGCUGAUAUGAGGCAGCAAGGUCAGCAGGGGGGGAUACUAGGUCCUGGAAGGAGGUAUAGGGUGUUCGAUGCGGCGGCGCAGGAUACAAGAGGGAUGCCGGCGAAGAAACCGGUUGCUGAUUACUUUCUGUGAUACCAUAUACCGUUAUACCAUCAAAUACAAAUCUCAUUAUAUCCAACCCGGCCGUCACUCAAUUUCCCUCAACCACCCACACACUCCCUUCUCCGUGUACCAUCUGCUAAAUUCUAAUAAGGCCUAGCCUGUUAUCCUCGUUGGCGCAUACCGGGAUGAAAUAUUUGGUAUAUACAAUUUGCUUAUGGAAAAGAAGUCCGCAUAACAACGGGGGUUGUACGCUAGUAGAAGAAAGAGAGCGAAUAUAUAGAUCGUAACGAAACGGGAUCUAGGUCUUUUUCUUAUGUUCAUUUAAUUUCUUUUUUUUCUUUUUUUUUUUUCCCCAAUUUAUUCGAAACAACUACAUGUUAAACUGCGAAACAUGUUUGGUGUCUCAGGCAGAAUGAAAUGUGCCUGUGCCUGUAUUCUUGUCACGUUAAGUUCUAAGACCGUGUUGUGUGACUGUCCAAACCGCCAUCAUCAGUUCACCCUCCGCAUCUAAUUAAUCAUCCUCCAGCCCCCUUGAUCCAGAGCACCUCCAUUGAGAUCUGCUCUAGCAGCAUGAAUGCAAAAGCCCAACUAAAUAGAAUAUAACCUAAAAACUUACCUGUCUAUUUACCUCUGUGUGUAUACACUUAUAUCUAUAUACAUUUAUGCCAGCUAUUCAAGUUGAAGGGGUAAUGAAAGAAUAAAACGGGAAAAAAAAAGGGAAGGAUGAGAAAUCACCACCCUGUUGUCCGCAACCAGGCUCCCCCAAUGGAUGCUGACGAAAUCCAGAGGAUACACAAAAGCAGUUGACUGAGGUGGGAGACGACAAAUAGACAAGAUAAUAAAGAAUAAAAGCGGAAAAUAAUGGAAAAGAAUGAAAAAG